Pocillopora meandrina is the source of this 11013-nucleotide messenger RNA. The record is from the annotation of a GenBank genome assembly. NCBI's taxonomy places the organism in Eukaryota, Metazoa, Cnidaria, Anthozoa, Scleractinia, Pocilloporidae.
GAGGGAUGAAGACAGUGUGCGCAUACAACUGUCGUGAUUACCGCUGGUCGUCUUUCAGCCGGUGAAGUCUUGUCAAGAUGGCCGAGGAAGGGAGUUCUUUGUUUUGUGAUGAUGAUAAAUCAUGUGAAAAACAUCCUAACGAAACUGAUGAGGACGGCGAAAAGUAUAUUUCGGCGCCAAUAGGUAUGAUUACCUUAGUUCUGUCUACAGUUAUUUUUUUUUGGUAGAUUUUCGCUGAGUAAUUCGCUCUGAUGUUGUCCCACCCGCUUUCACGAGUUGUUGUGCCUUUUCAGACUCACAGCGAAGCUUUGCAUCACCUGACCUUUUGAUGUAAUGAUUAAUUUCUCUCUUCUUUACCCACAGAUAAACUUGGACCUGCUGGAAGGUGGCUUCGACACCGUCUACUCAGCUCAAUUCUCAUAGGAACACCUCCUCUUGUAGCGCUUCAGGUAAUGUGUUCAGUCCUGCGCGCUUUAUUUGCCGUUGACUCCAAAGCAUGCAUCCGGCUUUUCAUUUUCCUAGCUCAGCCGGAUGUUGGAGACGUAUCUCUUUCAUUUGCUUGAGCCUGGUAGGCUUUCCUAUAGCUGAGUGUGUGUGUUUCGCUAUCAAUAAGGUUUCCUUUUUAGCAUGUGCGCACAAUCUACCUUGUUUUGAUUUUAUUUUUAAUUGCCAUUCGAUUUCGCAAUCGCGAUAAAAUCAAAUCAAUUUUUAUAUCCAGUAGUGAUUAAGUUAUUAGUGACGAAGAGGUGAUGACAAGAAGGGCAAAGUACAAAUUCUUGGUUCAUUUUGUGUUUUCAAGCUAGUCAGAAUACUCCUUUUAUUGUAAAAGUACAUGAGCCACGCAUAGACCAUUCAUCGGCGAUCUUUCGCGAACAAUUAACUUAAAGGAAUUGAUAUGGUCGCCCACUCAAAGGGGAAAUAAUUGGUAGACGCUAAAAACCUCUCAUUGUUAUGCAAAUGAAUCGCAACACAGUAAAUUUCUUUCACAUGUUUAGUUCUGAUUUGAUCUCCUAAGUGUCCGUCCAUCGCAAAUCCAGUAGAAGGAGGAAAGACGGUGAACCAGUUUUUUUUUUGUUUUUUUUUUGUUUUUUUUUUGUUUUUUUUUUUUGAGAAAAAGCUGGAUGCAUUAGUUUCGCGAACCUCGUAUACUGUUUUUAAUUUUUGACUGAUAUCAAGCUUGUGAAAAAAUCAAUAUUGAUUUACCUGCAAGCCUCUUAAGUCAGUCGUUUGUAUAAUUAUAUAUUAUUUGCCUUUUAACAACUUUUUUGUGUGUUUGUGUGUGUGUGUUUUUUUUUAUAUAUUUUGCCUUUCUCUUUCUUUUUAAUUUUAAUUAAGACAGAUGAAGGUCUGUCAAUCUUCUUAGAUACAAUUAAGAUAUUUUGUUUGCUACACAUCUUGUUUUUACCCUCUUACUAUUGGUCUUUUAAAUUCUAUGAGCUUCAAUGGUGGGAGUGUUUUAAAAUACUUUAAGCAUCUUUCUGAAUGAAUUUAGAGUUAGAUAUUUAGACAUGCUAGCUGGAAAUAUCAACCAAAAACAGUCUGCAAACAAAUACUGUGAAUUGUGCCAAUAGGGGAUUUGGUAUGACAGAGAAGUGACCCCUAUAAUUUAUGUUAUCCGCAUUCAUCCUAGCAAAGGUCUAAUGCUCAAAAUUUCAGGUUUAGAAACUCUUUACAGUGGCCAAUUUUGAUCAUCAACUCAGUUAAUAAAACCAAAUUAUCUCAUAAAAGGGUGGUAAGGGACUGAUACAUGAUGCGUGCCUAAAGCUAAAAUGAAUUUUACAGAAAGGGUAAUGUGAUUCAUGAAUUUACCAACCAAUGUGAGGGGUAAUUUGCCUCCUGAAACAUACAGAACUAGUGAAUUUUCGCUUUCAUCUUGUGAAAACUUCAAGAUUUCCCUGAAACCUUGUACACUACACAUUUGAAGUUUCCUCUUUUAUUUACAUGAUAUGUGAAACAGGAUCAGGACCCCUUUUUACUACCCUCCUAUAAUUAUUAACUCAGCACCACAGUUUCUUCAAAAACUUACCCCAUUUUUCCAUUUUCAUAAGGGAUUGACAUGUAAUUUCUUCUCAUGAUGUCAGCAUGUUAUUAACCAAAGUAGGAAUGAGAGUAGACAAAUCUGACAGCUUAAAAGCAUUUAAUUGAUGUACUGGUAGUAUCAGAUUCUCCCAAGUAGCUUACAAGGAAAUGUGCAGCUAGAAGUGAGAGUUACAAAUCAGAUCUUGGGAGUUGAAUGAGGGUAUUGAGUUUGAAAACUGAAGGUCUCAGGUUCAAAUUCUUAACUUUGCUGCCUAUCUGUAUUUUCUUUUUUGUGGUGUUAAGUUCAACUUCUCUGUUACACUUUCUGGAACAUAAGAUUGUGUCGCUAGGCAGAAUGGUUUAAUGUAACAGUGGUUUGCUUUGCCCAGAAGCAUAAAAGGGAAACUGGAAUAUUGUGUGGGAAGCAUGACUAAGUACCAAACCAAACAAAGAGACUCAGUGAAGCUUACUGGCUAAUCAAUCACAGUUGUUAUCAAAUCUCCCAGUCUAAUUAUGUUCCUGCUCAGGAAAGAACAUGUCUUGUGCCAUGGGUCAAGACUCACUUACCUCCUAAAGCUAAACUAAACUCACUAACUUCUCAAAGCAAACAAAUUAACUUACUGCCUAGGGAAAUAAAAAAGACACCAAAUGGCAGGUGCUGUGUGAAAUGGUGACUCUUGUUUCCCAAAACCCUUAAAUGUGCCUGUCGGGGGAGAAUAAAGAGAAAACAAACACUGUUUCCCUUGGUUCCAGUUUUUAAAGACUUGUUGACCAACUGUACUUGGUGGUCAAAACCAAAAUGGUUAGAUUGACUUUUUCAUUUUUACCAACCAGGCUUAACCCUUGAACUCCCAGAUCAAAUUUGUAUUUCUCCUAAAUGUCAACUAUACAUUUGUUAUAAAGUUAGUUAAGAGAAGUUAGUAUUGGAUCAACUUAUUAUCCCCAAAUCGAUAUUUUUCUCUAUUCUUAUCACUUAUCUGGUUGAUAUUGUAUUGUUAUUGUAAAGAGAAAUUCUGUCUUGGUCACUUGUGGGAGUUAAAGGGUUAAAAUGCUUGACUGAUGAAUAACUCCUUAAAUUGUUGCUAUGCCAACUUGUACCACCAAUUACUAUUACCCAUGACAGUCUUCCCUUCUUCCACUCUUCUGACAGUAAGACCACACUAUCAAUUUAGUUGCUUUUUACUGAUGAACAUGCAAAAUUUCCUUGUCUUUCUAUAGAGAAGACGUACCCCGUUAUGGACAAAGCUCAUGAAGCUGAACAGUUUCUUUGGCACAGAAGAUUUUUAUAUUCCCAUGGGGGUUUUUAUUCUUUGGUAGGUAGAAACUUUCAUAGGUUAAUAAGGAAUCAUGCACUAUUUUCAAUAAUUUUUUUUUUAUCAGGGUUUGUGAUGAAACCUGCAAACUAGUUUUCAUACCUGAAAAAGUCAAAAAGUAUAUAGAAGCUGGAAGACUUGAUUUUUUCCAUGUCUGAUGUUUCUUGAUCAUUGUUUGUCUCGUGGUCAAAAUUUUUGGAUGUUACAGUGUGCAAAUUUUAUCAACCUUUAAUUCUUUACUGUUGAAGUAUGUAUGUUUUGUUGUUGUGUUUUUUUUUGUUUUGUUUUGUUUUAAUUAAAACUGACUAUUUUCUUAUGCAGGAUCGUUGAUGCUAAACUUGGAAGGUUGUUGUGCCUACUGAUGGGUUUAGGUUUCUACACUGCUGGAUUCAUUAAGGUAAUAAAAUGAAGUUUUCAUUUUAGGGUUAACAAUUUAUGGUCUGCCAUUGAAAUUUAUUGCCAUAUUAGAACAGUUGCAGAGAUAUCAAGGGUAUUUUCCAGCACAUCAAAACAAAGAAAGUGGAGACUUUUCUGAAAUUAAAUCAAGAGUAAAGUGCUUGUAGAAGGUAGUCUCAUAGAAUGCAAUAAGAAAAAAGAGAACAUAAAUCUUAGCAUAGUCAUUGAAUGGCUUUGAUUUACUUGAAUUGCAGGAUGUUCUUUGCCUACCUCGGCCGGCAAACCCACCAAUUGUUCCCUUAGAAAGGGCUUCACAAACAUGGUAGGUACAACAUCCCAAAAAGGAAAACAGCCUUCCAGUUAGUUGUUGGUGUUACAAAUUAAAUUCAUUUUCAUGUUAAUAAUUUUUAAAAAUAUAGUUCAUUUUUCUUAUAAGUAGUUCUUGCCUGAACCUAACAAUAGCCUACCUCACCGAAGUCUCUUUAGCCCAGUGUUAGAGCAUUGGAUUGUUUAGUUCAAAGGUCUUGAGGUUCACUACCUCUUGCUAACUCAGUAUUUUUUUUUCUUUGUCCCACAUUGGAUACAAAAUUAUAUAAUCUCCUUCUUUUGUUCUUUGCUGGUUGGACUGUGGGCAACAGUAGUCUCCUUCUAAGCUUCCCAACUCAAUAUUUUACACUAAUUUUCCAUCUCUUCAUGUCUCUGUUUGUUACUGUACUAGUAUUGAAAAGUUGCUGUGCUCCACAAUACAUGUACCUUGUGUAGCAGAGUUUAAUUGCUAUAUCUGGUGCACCAACAAUGCCUAUAGGUUGGUUAUUAACACACCCCAGACCAAUAGGUGUUAUGAUAAAUAUUAUGCAGGGCGUGAAAUUAAUUUUUUUCUUCUGAUAACCACUUGGCUCCUAAAUUCAAAAAAAGUUUGUUGCCAUUUUUAAAGACAAACAGAACCCUUUUUUAUGCUGUCAGCGUUCUAGAUAGACCCUCCAAAAUUAAGUUACGAAAAAGAUCUUUAAUGUGCAACAAAGUGGACAUUAGGAUGGAUGAUAUACGACGUUCAAGCUCACCCAAACCAAAGAUUGCGUCUAAUUAUUGAUCAAGAUGCAUGUGCUGCAUUUUGGACACAAACUUAACGAGGAAGUUUGCCAUAGAUUUAUCUUUGCAAGUCUUUUUAAUUCACUAUAUCUCUAGGUAAGGUUAUGAUGAAGCAUUCUAGUUGCUAAUUUGGCAACUAAUUUUCAGGAUUUGGUUGCCAAAAUGAAAAAUUUAGUUGCAUUGGCACCUGUAUGAUGCGCAAUUUCAUGCCCUUUUACGUCAAACUUUUUUUUUAUAAUUUUAAAUUUUGACUUCAUUUCUCAGGGGUCUUCCAAGUCACCAUGCUGUUUUGGGUGUACUGGUUCCUUGGUAAUUAAUUUUCUUGUCUUACUAGACUCUAAAUAAAUGGGUAAUGUUGUUUUUUUGUGCUUUGUCAUUAUUGAAAAUUGUCACCAGCACACUGCAGAGGUUAUGGAGGGAUGGGUACCUAAUUAUGUGGGGGACAGAGGGGAAUCCAUUCUCUUUGUUUUGAACUAGAUUGUUGAAUGGCAGUAUUUUACUUUUAGGUAUAUCUGGUUUUAUUCCUACAUUCACUUUUCUAUGCCUCAAUGGGGAUUUGCUGUCCUAUUUGGAUUAAUUGUCUACUGUAAGUGCCGCUUAUUCCAUACUCAGUGUUGGAUCUUUAAGAAUGCAUCCAGAGCCAAAGAAAAGGCUCUGAAAACAGUGUAUUGAUUAAUUCUUUAUUGUCAAACAUCCACAGUGCCUCAUUAGAUGCUCUUGUGAAAUUAAAUGAGAUGAUAAGAUAGUGCUUACCAGAUUCUGAUUGAUUGUGACAGUUUUUUUUUUCAUCGAUAGGGUGAUUAUCCAGGCCAAAUUACCUGAAAGUGAGAGCUCUAAAGAAGGCCUAACUUUGCCUAAGAGUAUUAUAGUUUCAUUGAUGGUGUGAAUGUCUUUUUUUUUUUAGCAGAGCUGGUUUCAUUACUUAAGUAUUGCUGUACAAAAAUAAAAUUGCAGGAAUUGCCUUUGUCGCAAAUUCCUAUAACUUCUGAAAACACAUGUGAUACUAAUCCCUAAUUUUACUCAACCUCAUGCAAUUACCUGAAUGUACUCAAUGAGCUGGGGUUUUUUUCAAUUGUAUUUUGUGUUUUAGGGUCAGUGUCUGUGAUGUUUAGUCGGCUUUACCUUGGUGUCCACAGUCCAGCAGAUAUUGUGGCUGGAGGAAUUAUUGGCUGCGUCAUUCUGGCAUACUGGAUAAAGAUUGACACAAUUGUGGACAGAUCUAUCAGCUUUGGGGAUAAUGGUAUGUAUUGCUGUAGUACAGAUUCCUUAAUUGUUCACUUUCGAGAAUGAAUGGUACCUCAGUUCCAUUUAUAAUUUCAAUACAGUGUCAAUCAGGCAUACAGACUGUGUGAAAAACGUUUUAUACUUGUGCCAAUUUGCCCACUUAUCUUGAGCUUCUCUCGGUUUCCACGGCUUGAAGCAACAAGGGGUAUUGCUUCUCUCCCCUUUCCCCCCCCUUGAUGGAAUGCAGGCUACCCUUUGCCAGGCUUCUCUGGCUCUUAUUGUACAGAUAGAGAGCCACACCACUGUGAGAGGAAAGUUUCUUGAACAAGUAGGCACCACAGAGGCCCUACCAGGUUCUUGAACUUGGACCUGUCAAUUUAAGGUCUACAACAACAAUGCAGAUAUUGAGCAGGUUAUCAAAGUUAUAUGGUGUACAGUAUUUUGCUCUUUGUGUACUCAGCUUAAUGAGAAGCUAACCCAUUAACUCCCAUGAGUGAUGAAGGCAGAAUUUCUCCCUACAAUAUCAAAAUGAAAAUCAAGCAGACAGGUGAUAAGAACAAAGAAAAAUAUCAAGUAGGGUAUUAUUUGUUGAUCCAAUAUCAAGUUCUCCAAAUUAAAAUCAUAAAAACUCUAUAAUAGACAGUAAGGAGAAUUACUGAUAAGAUGUAAGAGUGAAGGGGUGAGGAUGGUUGAAAACUGAAAUGAUUUUUAAUUUUGUUUUCUUUUUAGUUGUCCUUCAAGCCAUUGUUUACUCCUUGUUGUUGUUGUUUCUUCACCCUCGUCCUGAGCCCCGUACGCAGUCUCUGGUUGAAACGGUAAAUUCUGGUGUCAUUUGAAACGCGUAGUUAUUAUUUAGUUAAGUUUGUAGCCAACAAAUACCUGUUUUGACAAGAUUGUCCUGUAGUAUUGUACAUUCUUAUAUGACUCAGCCAGCCCCAUGUAAAUCCCAUAGAAAAUCAUUGUGAAAACUGACAAGUGUAUGGUGAAAUGGGUUGACCUGAGGUGGUCCAUGAAAAGCUGUCUGGCCUUGUACUCACAAAGCUUUUUGCAAAAACUUAAAGAAAAACAAAUCAGGAAAACAAAAUGUUUCGUGAUAGAGUGUGUGUUGUUCAUUCUGACUUGAAAAAAACAAAGGGCAGAUUUUAAUUGUAGAAUUUAUUUUAUUAGUAUAUGACCCAUAUGCACCCAGUCUAUUGCAUCCCAUUUACUUUGAUACAAAAUAUUUUUAAAUUUUCAGCACAAGGUGAUCAUUUGAGAAAAUUCUUAUUGACGGAGUGUGGUCAGGCUGGAUGAGAAAAAAUGUUUAGAUCUGAUCAUGAUGUACUUACCUUGCUGCGCUUGGUUCAUACUUCCUGAUCUCAAGCCACACAUUUUCCUCUCCAGUCCUCCCAAUUUACAAUUUUUAUGCAAAUUACUUUUUUAAGCAUAUGGUCACAGUGUUAUUUAUAAGAUUGUCAAGCUACCAUAAACUAUCUUUGCCAGACCCUCAGGAGAUAUGAAAAGUAUUAGUAGACCUUUCAGAGAAUAUAGCAGACUGUAAGACUGAAAGUAUUUUUUGUUUUUUAGGUUGCAAUGACUGCUGUGUCAGUUGGUUUUGUAAUUGGCAAGGCCACAUCCACAAGACAGCCAUCCAUUUACAAAGCUAUCCUGGACUUUGAUAUUGGUGUGUUUUAAAUUAUGCUUAUAUUGGAGCUGGAAGUCUAUCUUAAACCCAAUAUUAUGAACCAGCAGGGCUACUCAACAUCAAACCUGCAUGUAAAUUCUCACAUCAAUAUUCUUUUUUUUUUUUUAGAUGAUGUGUCCAACUUUACCUUGUUCUGGGUUUCCUCUGUGCGGUUAUUGCUUGGUGAGUGGACCAAUCAACUUAAAAAUCUGCAAGAAAUUAAGUUGCAUGUUGUGCUAUAUUUUGUAACAGCAUUUCUAACAAUUUUAACUGGUAUUCUUUUACUUUGAACAAUUUCUUCCUCUGACCGGAGUUCUGAUUUGUUUGCUUUUCGUUUGCUUUAGUAGAGGGUGAAAUGUGUUGGUUGUCAGCUUAUUUUGAUAACCUAGUGUUUCUGCUACAGCUUCAAAAGUUGCCCUGGAAAUAAUAAUAAUAAUAAUAAUAAUAAUAAUAAUAAUAAUAAUAAUCUUUAUUUCUUAAGAUAAAAUCACAUAUCCUAAGUUACAAUAUAAACUAAAAAUAAAAUAAUAAUAAUAAUAAUAAUAAUAAUAAUAAUAAUAUAAGGACAAAGUGGGCCAACUAAAUUUGUUGCAGUUAAAAGUCAGAUCAAGUUUUCAGCAUGCAAUGGCUUCCCUUCGUUUUGAUUGGCUAUUUUAUUGUCUAGUAUAAACACAGUAAACCAAGUUGUGAAGGUUUCUGCCACAAAAUACCAUAAAUAGGUUGGAAGUCUGCUUAGGAAUUACUGCUUCACCUGAACCCAGCAAAGUUUUCUUUCUUAGCAUUCCAUUGUAAAUACUGUACAACCAAACUUUGGUACAAGCUUUAAAAUUUUGUAGGAGCGAUGUUCCAUGAAUUGUGAAUCUAUGGUCCAAAUGUUAAUGAUUUUUUACUGUGUAUUCUGUUCUUCACAGGUUACACCCUAGUAAUACUUACAAGAAUGCUCUGUAAGAUUGUGUUCAAAAACUUGCUGAACAAUCUUUUCCGAGUGUUGGACUUGGAAUGCUUUGAAAUAACGAAGGUUAAUUAUGACUCAAGUGAGAGGAUGUAUGGCCCUUCGUUCAAACUGCCUCCUGUUUUUGACAAGGUUAGAAUUAAAGAUUCAUAUACAAACAUAGUAGUGUCUGAGCUUUCUGAAGAGUCUCUGUGGCUCAGUGGUAGAGCACCAAGUUCAAAGGUCUGAGAUUUGAUUUCUCAAGGGAACUCAGAAUGUUUUCUUCUUAUUAUGCUGGUGACAAACUAAAAAACUUAAGUCUUGUAGUCCUGUAGUCUGAGUGACUCAACAACAACUCUUCACUUAACCCUGGUGAUAAAUUAUUUUCAGGUUGUUGAAAUAUCAAUCACUAAUACCCCCAAGAGUCCUUCUUAGGACUACCCUCCUCCUCUCUUUCCCCCCCCCCCCCAACACAUUACCCCUGCAUUCUUAUAUCUUAUUAGAAGUUUUGGUGUGUAUUAUCACUGAGUGUUUGUACAAGUUAUGCCAUAUUUUGACAAGCCCAUAGGGCAAGUCAAAGUACAAACAAUGCAAAAGCAGCUAGGGAAGUGCAGAGUGCAGCACACACAGCACAAAAUAACCAACUGUCUGAAUAACCAUACAAUAUUGCAGGAUAUUUGUACUCUAUUUAUGCAAUAUUUAUACUUUACUUUGUGCAGUUGGAUAAUAAAAACCAUUUAGUGUAAUAUUCCUGUAGGGUUAGAAUUAAACAGCUUAGUUUAUCUGCAGGAAAUUUAAGCUCCUUAAGUAAAUUUGCUUCCUGGCAACGAAAAUGCUUCAGUUAUAAGGUGAAAGCAGAAGGAUUUUCAUCAUUGGUUUUCUUCAUUUUUUCCAGCAAAGAAAGAAAAGAGGCAAAAAAUCCCAGCCUGAUAUGGAGGAUGGCAGCCCAAAGUACAACUUACUCUUUGUUGUCAACUAUGUCUCAUAUGUGUGUGUAGGAUGGGUGGCAAUAAGUGGUGUACCACUCCUUUGUCACAGUAUUGGACUGGUACUUUAGACCGACAUUGGUGUGUGUGGCCAACAUUGUUAUCUCUCUGUGCAUUAUUAGGCUACCAAAUUUACACUGGAAUAGUAUUGGAACAGUAUUGUCCCUUUACAUUCUUUAAUAGUUACACAUCUAAUACAUUAAGAGCAUUAUGUUAGAUAUUAUAGAAAAUAGUUGAAUGGGUUAGUUAUUGCUUUAAAUUGUUACUGAAGGAUAGACUGGUCAGUUGGAAGUUCUAUUGAAUAUAGUAACUAUCUAAGACAACUGUGAAGAAAUUGUGCAUUUUGCUAAGUGGGGCACUUUUGGACUAAAUGAAAUAAGCAGCAUAAUAUAUAAAGUAUUUUUUUUAUUACUAUUAUUUUUUGUUGGAGAAAGUUAACCCUUAAACUCUGUUAAAUUACAUCAAUAUGUAAUUUCUUUGGAUGAUAUCCAUACAUUGUCUAGCGAACUGGUAAUGAUCCAAUAUUCAAACUUAUCAGGUAGAAGUUAUCUUUUACCAACCAGUAACACCAAAUUCUUGUAAUUAAUUUUUCAUUGAAAUUUGUAUCAGCUGGAGGGGAGUGAUAACAAUCAGAUCCUAGGAGUAAUAAAGGGUAACAUGAGAGAAGUAAGUCUGUUCCAGGCAAUCAGGCUGUGGAGACAAAGAAAAAAAGCUGGGGUGAACAAGACAAAAGAUGUGAAGGGACUUGCUCCAUCUCAGAAAAUUGGGGAUUCUUCUUGUCCAUUUUGUUCCCUUUCUUUCCUCUUUUCUUUUUUCACUAGUCUCCACCUUCCAAGAGCUUAGAGCAGUCAGGAAGGGAAGAGUGUCAAAGCUGAUCCAUUUUUUUUUUUCUUUUUCUUUUUUUUUCAUCUGUAUGCACCACGCUUAAAUUAUUUUGCCUAGAACUCCACAGUGAUUUAACACCAUGAGAAAAUUAAUCUAUAUGACUUCAUCUGACUUCCUUGAAAAAAAAAGAUAUCAUUUAUACAAACAAACAGAAAAUAGAAGGUAACUAUCAAAACGUGAAGGUUGCAAGAUUUUAAAGAACUUUAUUCAAGAAAGGAUCUUAUUUAUCUAGUUCAAGAAUUCUUUUAACAUAAUCCUUGCAAAGAUUUGAAGCAGACAUGUACAAAACAGAAUUGCGUUUGCCUAGUCUGAUUUUAAGUGGCUGUUUCCUCCAGAUGGAAGGAGUCCUAUACUUGGCUUGUUUGGCUGGUCUGGUUUUGUUCUGCUGGUCUGGUUUUGUUUGAUUGUUUCUUUCGUACUUUCUUUAUUUUUCAAUUUUCUAUUUUUUUUUCGUCGUUAGUGUCUCUUUUUCAGCUGCGGAUGCAGCUAAGCUAACAAUUCUAACCA